CACCAAAAAAUGUUAUCAAAUGAACACUUAGCUUCAAGGGCUUAAAGAGCAAGGCCCAAAAGAAAGAGAAGUCGAAGACGGUGCAAUGAAACUACACGCUGUCGUUUUCGUAGCCACAAGUUGCAGACAGAAAGGGGAAAUUUUGAUCAAGAAGCAGUUAGGGUUCCGUCAAGAAAGUGAAAGAAUGGGGGGUAAGUGUCCGAGCAGGAAAGUGAAGAAGCGAAGGUACUCUCACAAAACGGCUCGCCGCACCAAAUUCCUCGUCAAAGAUAUCCUUUUCGUUAUCAAUUUGAUGUUGCCCAGUUCUUAAAUUUACAUUCUUUCCAAUCAAAAUUGAAUUUUGUUUGUCCUUGACGGAGAAUUUCUGGUUCACGCGACGACGCUGUCUAUGAAGAGCUGCAGAAGCUUGAUUCGGAGACGAAGCCAUUGCCCCUCGAUGAAGAUUUGCCUGGAAUGGGUCAAUACUACUGCUUACACUGCGAUCGAUACUUUGCUAAUGUGACAGUCAGGGAUGAACAUUACAAGUCAAAACGCCACAAAAAACGUGUGAAGCAAAUGAUGGGGCCAGCUCCACACACUCAACUUGAUGCUGAGUUAGCAGGUGGGAUGGGAAUGCCAGAUAAUGGCCCAAAGCUUAUGUUGAUGUGAGCAUUCUAUAUUUGGUUUUGUGGUUCUGUCGAUCAGUGGGCUAAGAUUAGCCUCCUGGUUGCAGAGAAUAUUUAUUAUGGAAAGGUCAUUAGAAGGAAUCCUCUGUACCUUGCUACAGUAACAAUCAAGUCUUGACCAGUUUAGGCAUUAUUAUGCUGUUUCUUUUCUUUUGGAUCAGUUAAUUUUCCCUUUUUUACAUAAAAAGUUAUCAUUUAUUCUUUUUCUUUUGUAAGCAUUGCAAUGCAAAUGACAAUAGUCACAAGUAAUGGGAAUGCUGAUUAUUAUAUUUUUUGCCAGUUCAUUUUCCAAAAGAUGAUCAUAUGUUUUCAGAUUUGCCUGUAUAUCAUGUUGUCUCUUGGCCUCUGCCAUUUCCAACAAAGACAAUGAAGAACAAUUUAAAUGCAGCCAGUCUUUUAUGCAGAGUCUUAGCACUUGAAAGUCGAGACCCAUCUUUGGGAUCUAUGACCACCGACAUCCUUAUAUCUGUUUGCACAUCAAAGAAGAGAUUAGGUGGGGUCAGAUGAGGAGAUCAACACACCACCAUCACCUGCCAUUUUCCCAAACUUCCCUUAUCUUCUCCUCUCACUCGAUGUCCACUGCUUUGAUUGGAGCUUGACUGAAAUGUCUCUGCAUAAUUAAGAUCCCACCUUCUU
Messenger RNA from Rubroshorea leprosula, 1301 nucleotides. Lineage: Eukaryota; Viridiplantae; Streptophyta; Magnoliopsida; Malvales; Dipterocarpaceae. The record is from the annotation of a GenBank genome assembly.